AUGGACAAAAGGAUUAAACUUGAUAAAGUUUUUUUCAUCAAGGACUACAUGGAAGGAUCCCUCAUAGGGAAGACCAUGACGAAUAAGAGCUCUAAAAUUCGCUUCAACUUUUCCCGAGAACAUCUUAAGGUGGCGCUGUACAACAAGGAAGCUAGCAAGAACGGAAAUGAAAGCUGGCUUUCAAGGCAAGCUCUACCACAUGAUUUACAGUUGUUUGAAGUCGCCACCCCUGGAAGCCUGCGGUAUGGCGUUUUCUGUGGUCAGCUUCCUAUCAGGAAAGGAUUGCGCUUUGGGCCAUACACAGGAAGCAUUGUCUGUUUAGAGCAAAAAGGCUUUGUUCAAAGUGAGUUCUUGUGGGAGAUAUUUAUCGAGGGUCGCCUUGGCUAUUUCAUCGAUGGAGCUGCAAAUCCAAAAAACUGGAUGAAGUUCGUUGAUUGCGCUUACCAUCCAGUCGAGCAAAACCUGCAAUUAAUACAGGAAGAACACGUUUUGUAUUACGAGGCCACACAUCUUAUAACGGAGGGGGAGGAACUGAAAGUGUGGUACGGUGAAGGGUAUCGCAUGUUCAUGGGAAUACCCCUGGGAAUAAAGAUUGUCAAAUUCUUCAUUGCAGAUGAUUCAAGUUAUCCCUGUCAUGGUUGUGGCAAAGUUUUCUCUUACAAAUACUACCGCGACCGUCACCUUAAAUACACUAGCUGCGUCGAUUUCGGUGACCGGAAGUUCUCCUGCACUCUGUGUAACCGCUCCUUUGAGAAGCGCGAUCGUCUCCGCAUCCACAUACUCCACGUUCAUGAGAAACACCGUCCACACCAGUGUGCGCAAUGCGGCAAAAGAUUCUCCCAGUCUUCAAGCCUCAACAAACACGCACGAGUUCACAGCGGCGAACGGCCUUACAAGUGUCCCUAUUGUACCAAAGCCUUCACUGCCUCCUCCAUACUGCGCACGCACAUCCGUCUACACAGCGGCGAGAAGCCCUUCAAGUGCAAGCAUUGUGGGGAUGCAUUUGCGUCACAUGCAGCACAUGACAGUCACGUGCGACGAAAUCAUCAGACUGUAUAG
Molecule: messenger RNA, 1059 nt
Organism: Stylophora pistillata
Lineage: Eukaryota; Metazoa; Cnidaria; Anthozoa; Scleractinia; Pocilloporidae
Product: PR domain zinc finger protein 14-like
Biological process (GO): regulation of gene expression
Cellular component (GO): nucleus
Molecular function (GO): protein binding
Source: RefSeq, a predicted model, not a curated record